AUGGAGAAUGCUUGUUUGAAUGAUGCGAGGAAACCUCAGGUUGGUAUGUUAUUCAAUUCAGAACAGGAAGCAUAUGAUUUUUACAACAGUUACGGACGGGCAAUGGGGUUUAGUAUUAGGAGACACACUGUGAAUAAAAGCAAGAAAGACAGAGAGACUAUUACGUCAAGGCGGUUUGUUUGUUCAAAAGCUGGGUCUCGGCAACCAGACAAGCGAGACAAGAAUGUUACUAACCCCCGAGCUGAGACAAGAACAAAUUGCAAAGCAGAGAUGGCCAUAUGUUUGGGUGGGGAUGGAAAAUAUAUGUGUCGUGAAUUUGUGGAGGAACAUAAUCAUGAUCUCCAUACUGAUUCAAAAGUUCAUAUGAUGCGUUCACAGAGGCAUAUGUCAGACAUACAUAUGUAUGAAAUUGAUUUGGCUGAUGACUCGGGCAUUAGACCUAGAUUCACAAUUGAGUUGAUGGGUAGGCAGGCUGGUGGGAUCGAGAACUUGAGUUGUACGACCCAAGAUGUUAGGAACUACCUCCGUACUAAAAGAAUGAGUUCCUUAUCAUAUGGUGAAGCAGGUAGUUUGUUGGAUUACUUUGUUACUCAAACUAGGAACAAUCCAUCUUUCACAUACUCAGUUCAGCUGGAUAGUGAAGAACAAAUAACUAAUAUAUUUUGGGCUGAUCCAAAGAUGAUCAUUGAUUAUGCACACUUUGGAGAUGUAGUCAGCUUCGACACUACAUUUCGCACCAAUAGACAGUGUAGGCCGCUUGGGGUGUUUGCUGGAUUUAAUCACCAUAGAGGAUGCACUGUAUUCGGGGCCACACUUUUAUAUGAUGAGACAGUGGAAUCUUUCAAGUGGUUAUUUGAGGUAUUUGCUGAGGCACAUGGUGGAAAGAAGCCAACUAUCUUCACGGACCAAGAUGCUGCUAUGACUAUAGCAUUAACAGACAUGUGGCCUCAGACGUGGCAUGGGUUGUGUACAUGGCACUUAAUGCAGAAUGGCAUUAAGCAUUUGGGUAAUAUGAUGAAAGAUGGCUCCGGGUUUCUUAAAGAUAUAAAGAAAUGCAUAUACCAAUAUGAUGAGGAAGAACAAUUCGAGAGAGCAUGGUCUAGAUUGCUUAGUCAAAAUGGAGUUAUGGAUAAUGCAUGGUUGAGACGCAUGUAUACACUUAGAAAUAAAUGGGCGAAGUGCUACAUGAAAAACACAUUCACAUUAGGUAUUCGAAGUACACAACUCAGUGAGAGUUUAAAUAGUGAUUUGAAGGAUUAUUUGAAGUCAACUUUGGAUGUUGUGCAAUUUUUUAAGCACUUUGAGAGAGUUCUUAAUCAGAAGCGUGGCAAUGAAUUAAAAGCUGAAUUUGAAUCAACAAACAAGUUGCCACGACUUGCAAAUUCAAUGUCAAUUGUUCAGAUUUGA
This is a messenger RNA of Macadamia integrifolia, 1407 nucleotides long. RefSeq names its product protein FAR1-RELATED SEQUENCE 5-like. The record is from RefSeq and is a predicted model, not a curated record. Lineage: Eukaryota; Viridiplantae; Streptophyta; Magnoliopsida; Proteales; Proteaceae. The coding region runs from base 1 to 1407 and encodes 468 amino acids. The transcript has a single exon. Gene Ontology annotation, biological process: regulation of DNA-templated transcription.